Molecule: messenger RNA, 1126 nt
Organism: Aspergillus fijiensis CBS 313.89
Lineage: Eukaryota; Fungi; Ascomycota; Eurotiomycetes; Eurotiales; Aspergillaceae
Exons: 2
Coding region: 165-887 (240 amino acids)
Biological process (GO): nucleolar large rRNA transcription by RNA polymerase I
Cellular component (GO): RNA polymerase I upstream activating factor complex
Molecular function (GO): RNA polymerase I cis-regulatory region sequence-specific DNA binding
Source: RefSeq, a predicted model, not a curated record
GCAAACCAAACCAAAAUCAGAGACACAAUCUAUCCUGGCAGGAUCCAGACGGUCCCCGGUCUCUAAUCUCAGCAGCGAGGCACGGCCCCCAUCUUCCAGUGGCGCGGCAACUUUCCUGAUGCUCUCGCACAUGUCGAGCUUGUCCUGCACCGACGGCUAUCGCUAUGUCGCACGGUAGAUCUCUGGCGCUCAGCCAGAAUUCCUUUGUCAAGCCGCCCGACCUCGGAGACGAGCCGGAGGAUGACCGACAGGAUGAGGCGGAGGUGACCAAACAGCGACGAUUGGCAACAGUUUACGAUGCCGUAGCAGGCCGGAUUAACGCGCAUGGUUUUCUACCCGCCGUGCCGUAUGCCUCCAAGAACCGCGACACAGCCUCGUCGAGCAGGCGUUCGGUUCGCCCUGAAGAGGUGCUUUUCCGUCGGCAGAAUGCGCCCAUUCGCUACGAGGAAAACGACUUCUAUUUCGCCCAUGAAUCCCUCCCAGCCGACCGUCAGCUUCCCUCGUCCGAGUUGCUAGAAGCUGUACAUGCCUACUCGGCCGAUUUCUACGAUCACGCGACCAUUGACCGCGGCCAGGACGACCACCACAGUAUGGACGAAACCGCAUUAAUCGCAAUGGGGAUACUGUUGGAGGAGAUGGCCAAAGAGUCGCUGGGUGAGACGGGCGACCUGGUCUUCGUCGAAGGGGAGGAAAUUUCUACCGACGAGGAUCGGCUGCCUUCGCAAUCGGGCCGGCGCGUAGGUCGCAAACGGGCGAAUACACAGAAUAGUAUGAUGGCCAGCUCUGGUGACGAGAUAAAGGCUCCCUUAAAGCGACAGAAGAAGCGCAAAUUGGCUCGGAAGGCUUGGACGAGUGAUAUGGACACCGAGCUUGAUGACCUACUAUGAGGUCUGAGGUUGUGAUCGAACCGACCUCUCCCCCCUUCCUGCUGAUUGGAGGUUCGUCAGCGGCGAGGCAACUCAGCAUACUUGAGGGGGCAUUCUACUUGGUUAAGGAAGCCUAUACUGCCAGCCAAUUCGAGCUAAGAUACACUGCAUAUACCGCGUGGCGCAUCCCCACCGCCGAAUGCACCCUGUCCUUGCGUUCAAGGCCUAGACGGUAUGCAGGGUCAAGCCCCAGGUCAUGU